Molecule: messenger RNA, 7685 nt
Organism: Danio aesculapii
Lineage: Eukaryota; Metazoa; Chordata; Actinopteri; Cypriniformes; Danionidae
Gene: ddr2l
Product: discoidin domain receptor family, member 2, like
Exons: 17
Coding region: 181-2802 (873 amino acids)
Biological process (GO): cell surface receptor protein tyrosine kinase signaling pathway; protein phosphorylation; positive regulation of kinase activity
Cellular component (GO): signaling receptor complex; membrane
Molecular function (GO): ATP binding; collagen binding; protein tyrosine kinase collagen receptor activity
Source: RefSeq, a predicted model, not a curated record
AGCAGAUCUUCCGAUGCAUUGUAACGGUGUUGAAGAACAUAAACUCUUAAAACACAAUGCCUCGACAUCUGUAAUGGCUUGUUGACUUUCGGAUGUGAUUUCUGUGGGAUAAACGAUUGUCAGGAUCCCGAAAACAGAGAUGUAGUCUGUGUUCUGGUCUGAAGACUCUGAGGUCUCACUAUGCUGCUUUAUCUGCUGCCGGCCUUCUUACUAACACACACUAAUGGCCAGAUAGACCCAGCUCACUGUCGGUAUCCUCUCGGCAUGGAGGACGGCAGGAUCAAAAAUGAUGACAUUACAGCCUCCAGCCAGUGGUACGACAGCACAGGCCCUCAAUACGCAAGGUUGAACCGUGAGGAGGGAGAAGGCGCCUGGUGUGCUGCUGGUCAACUGCAGCCCUCAGAUGUUCAGUAUCUUCAGAUUGACCUUCGUCAGCUCAUCUUCCUCACCGUUGUUGCUACACAGGGCCGCUACGCUCGCAAUUCUGGUAUCGAAUUUGCACGCAAAUACCGUCUGGAGUACAGCAGAGAUGGACACCGCUGGAUCUCCUGGAGAAACCGCUUCGGCAAUGAGAUUAUAAUGGGCAAUGUGAACACCUAUGACACUGUGGUGCGAGAUCUCCAUCCUCCCAUCAUCACUCGAUUCCUGCGCUUGAUUCCUGUCACUGACGCCGUUCACACUGUGUGUAUGAGAGUGGAGCUGUUUGGGUGCGCCUGGCAGGAUGGCUUGAUGGCGUACAGCUCUCCGGAGGGUCAAAUCAUGAUGGCUCCUGGAUUUCCCAUUACAUCCCUCAAUGACUCCACAUAUGACGGACCCCUGGAGCGCAGGAAGUUGUCGGGGGGUCUGGGUCAGCUGGCCGAUGGGGUGGUUGGUCUGGACGAUUUUGUGGAGAGUAGGCAGUACCGACUGUGGCCCGGAUACGACUAUGUGGGCUGGAGGAACGACGGCUUGGGCCCUGGAUAUGUGGAGAUGGAGUUCCAGUUUGACAGACAACGAAACUUCACUUCCAUGAAGGUUCACAGUAAUAACAUGUUCUCUCUGGGUGUGAAGAUCUUCUCGUCUGUGUCCUGCGUAUUCAAGCUGCACCGCAUUUCUGAAUGGGAGUCCGAACCGGUGGAGUUUCACACAGUUAUAGAUGACAGGAAUCCGAGCGCUCGAUAUGUGACCGUCCCGUUAAAGCACAGAUCGGCUACGGCUCUGCGCUGCCGCUUCUACUUUGCGGACACUUGGAUGAUGUUCAGCGAGAUCUCCUUUCAGUCUGCAACUAAUGUGCUUCCUACCCAGAAACCUCCAGUUUUGACGCCUCCUUCAUAUGAAGCUAACAGCGAAGUACCAGAAACUACACAAAAAACAGAGGACUGGACGACACCAACAAAGACGGCCUCUCCUGAAGAGGGCAAUCCCUCCAUUCUGAUUGGCUGUCUGGUGACUAUUAUUCUGCUGCUGGUGGUGAUCAUCUUCCUCAUUCUGUGGUGCCAGUAUGUGUGCAAAGUCCUGGAGAAGGCUCCAAGGCGUAUUUUGGAAGAGGAGGUGGCUGUUCGUUUGUCCUCCAGCAGUGACACUAUUAUCCUGCAGACUCCUCCAGUGCCUCCGCGAGUCUCCAUUGACCCUCCGUAUGAGAGGAUCUUCCUGCUGGACCCCCAGUAUCAGGACCCCGCUGCGCUCAGGAACAAACUUCCAGAGCUUUCUCAAAGUGCAGAGGCUUCAGCCUGUAGUGGAGGAUAUGCCGAGCCGGAUGUGACACUCUGCACCCCUCACCAGUGUUUUCAGAGCAGCGCACCGCACUAUGCAGAAACAGACAUCAUCAGUCUGCAGGGCGUCACCGGCAGCAACAUGUACUCGGUCCCAGCGCUCACUGUCGACUCCUUGACCCGGAAGGACAUCUCUGUGGCUGAGUUCCCCCGACAGAGACUGCUGUUUAGAGAGAAACUGGGAGAGGGACAGUUUGGAGAGGUGCAUCUGUGUGAGGCAGAGGGAUUAGCAGAGUUUUUGGGUGAAGGUGCCCCGUUACCGGAGCAGGACGGCAGGCCAGUGCUGGUAGCAGUAAAACAGCUCCGAGCAGAUGCCACCAGCAACGCCAGGAAUGAUUUCCUGAAGGAGAUAAAGAUCAUGUCUCGUCUGAAUAACCCAAACAUCAUUCAGCUGCUGUGUGUUUGCGUAAGCUCGGACCCGCUCUGCAUGGUGACCGAAUACAUGGAGAACGGAGACCUCAACAUGUUCCUGUCCCAGAGAGAGAUCGAGAGCACGCUCACACACGCCAACAACAUUCCCUCCGUCAGCAUAGCUGACCUGUUGCACAUGUCGGUUCAGAUCUCGUCUGGGAUGAAGUAUUUGGCUUCUCUGAACUUUGUGCAUCGUGAUCUGGCCACACGUAACUGCCUGCUGGACCGUCACCUCACCAUUAAGAUCUCUGACUUCGGCAUGAGCAGAAACCUGUAUAGCAGUGAUUACUACCGUAUACAGGGGCGAGCAGUGCUGCCAAUACGCUGGAUGGCAUGGGAGAGCAUAUUACUGGGUAAGUUCACCACAGCUAGUGAUGUGUGGGCAUUUGGAGUGACUCUGUGGGAGAUCUUCACUUUAUGUAAGGAGCAGCCCUACAGCCUGCUGUCUGAUGAACAGGUGAUCGAGAACACCGGAGAGUUCUUCAGGAACCAGGGCAGACAGAUCUUUCUCUCCGCUCCGCCGCUCUGCCCGUCGUCCCUCUUCAAGCUGAUGAUGCGCUGCUGGAGUCGCGACAUCACGGACCGGCCAUCGUUUCACAAAUUGCAUCAGGCGCUGCGAAAUUUUGCACCCCAUUCGUGACCGACAUCUGCUCCACUGAAGCAGCCUGGAGGAAAACUGUUAUAGACAUAGAGCGGGAACAUUAUAGCCACAAUGUAGCGUCAUCACGGCAUCGUAAAUCCAGAGAGAUAUCUAGAGGUGAUGAGAUUUCACAAAAAAAGGCAUUCAAUAGCUCACUAAACAUUCAUCUCUAUUGAGACUCUUUAAAAAAUCCACUUGAGACACUUGAGAUUCAUUUUUUUUGUACUUUUCUUUGCUCUUUCUUUCUUUCAAGUACAGUUAGCUUUCUUUUCUCUCUCAUAAAUGUAUUUCUGUUCGUCAUUUUCCCAGAAAAACAGCAAGUCUUGAGCCUACUGUGUAUUCUAGGCGGAAAGAACCAGCUGGACGAAUGUCUUUGUCAAAACUGUGGUUUGUGUAUCGUUAAGCACUGCUGUCUUUUGGAUUUAUUUGUUCCUAAUUCACCCCCACACUGGAGUUUCUGUGUCUUUUUAUGAUAUUAAGUGUUUUGCUCUCUGAAUAUGAAUGUUUUUUUACAGGUUCUUAUGGAUACGGCUGGGUUGGAGACUUGCUCUGCCUGGAUCUAGCAGAACUACUGUUAUAGUUAGAUUAAAAACCCUUUCCGAGGAGAGGGUUGUAGAGCCAGCAAUGGACUGACGUGCAAUCGAAUGCACUGUUUCUUCUCCCGAUUCAUAAGAGGCCACUUUAAAGUUGAUAUGAAGCCAAAAUGGACCCUGUUUAAACACGUUUUCAUCCGUGCAUUUUUCCAAAGAACACAAUGCCAUUGAAGACUUGCUUGAAAAUGUAGGAUCAUUCUGCUGGGACACGUCAAAAUGUGUUUGGGGGUGAGUUUGACCAUCAUUCCCUACAUGCAGAUGUCAGAUCUUGUAUUGGAGUUAAAUUGAGUUAAAGGGGUAGUUGAAUGGUAACAGGUUUCCGGCUUUCUUUUAUAUAUCUUCCUUUGUGUUCAGCAAAUAGUUUGAAACAUGUAAAAGGGGAAUAAUGUUCAUUUUGGGGCAAACUAUCCUUUUAUUGGCAUUUCAUGUUUCAAAUCCCAGCAAUAUUGUUCACCACUAAAGCCAAAGAAUAUCAACAUUGUGGAGAUCCAUUUGAUUCUCGAUCUCUCUGCAUUAGGCACAUGUUUAUGGGGGAAUGUGUAUGCAAGGUUAAUAAUUUUUAAAGCACAUUUUUCUUUCUUUUUUUAACUCGAGCUGUGGUGAAAAAUUGAUUGUGCAUCGAUUCUGAGAUUUUCAAAAUGCAUUAAUAUUCUCUAAUGAAUGGAUUAAAUGGAUUGGAUUGGUGUGGAUUGAAUUGUUAAACUAGCCUAGAGUGCCACUUGUUUAAAACUAGUAUAGAACGUCGGCACCAGUGGUGUAGUGGUUAGUGUGUCGACACAUGCACUCUGGUGCUCACGGCGACCCAAGUUCGAUUCCGCCUCGCGGUCCUAUGCCGAUCCUUUUUCUGCUCCCCCUGCUUUCCUGUCAAUACUCUCUACUGUCCUAUCCAAUAAAGGUGAAAAACCCAAAAAAAUAACAAUAAAAAAAAACUAGUUCAAUUAUUUGAGCGUGCACGGAAGAUGUGAUUGAGUCGAAUUUCACGAUUCACAGCAAAUGCAUCCGACCUCUAUUUGCGGCUUUGCAUUGACUUUGAAUGUAGUUCACUAGUGCAAAUAUUUGCCGUGUGGUGUGAACCCAGCAUUAAAAACUAGCUAGAGUGCCCCCUGCUGUUAUGUUUAGGUGGAUCACCACUUUAUUUGCUCUAGUUUACUCACGGGAUGUUUUUCCCCUCACGCAAAUUUUUCACUUAAGUUCAGUAAUUUGAGCGUGCACGGAAGACGUGAUUGAGUCAAAUUUCAUGCAUUCGCAGCAAAUGCAUCCUACAUUCUGCAUAAUUCAUGAUGCGCUGUGGUUAUUCGCCUCCAUUUGCACCUUUGCUUUGAUUAGAUUUUUUUAUUUACUAGUGCUAAUAUUUGUCAUUUGGUGUGAACCAGCAUUAAAAACUAGCUAGAGCACCAUCUUCUGUUUUGCUAAUGAGUUGCACCACAUCAUUCACUCUAGAAACGAAAUGUUUUUCCCCUCGCUCAAAGUUCAAUUAUUUGAGUGUGCACGGAAGAUGUGAUUGAGUCGAAUUUCACGAUUCACAGCAAAUGCAUCCGACCUCUAUUUGCGGAUUUGCAUUGACUUUGAAUGUAGUUCACUAGUGCAAAUAUUUGCCGUGUGGUGUGAACCCAGCAUUAAAAACUAGCCUAGAGUGCCCCCUGCUGUUAUGUUUAGGCGGAGCACCACUUCAGUUGCUCUAGUUUACUCAUGGAAUGUUUUUCUUCUUACGCAAAUUUUUCACUUAAGUUCAAUAAUUUGAGCGUGCACGGAAAACGUGAUUGAGUCAAAUUUCAUGCAUUCGCAGAAAACGCAUCCUACAUUCUGCAUAAUUCAUGAUGCACUGUGGUUAUUCGCCUCCAUUUGCACCUUUGCUUUGAUUAGAUUUUUUUAAUUUACUAGUGCUAAUAUUUGUCGUUUGGUGUGAACCCAGCAUUAAAAACUAGCUAGAGUGCCAUCUGCUAUUAGAAGCUUGCCUAGAGCGCCAUCUUCAUUUUUGCUAAUGUGGAGCACCACAUCAUUCGCACUAGUUUACUCACGGGAUGUUUUUCCGCUCACGCAAAUUUCAAGUUUAAUUAUUUGAACGUGCACAGAAGACGUGGUUGACUUGAAUUUCACAAAAUUGCACCAAACACAUCCCAGCUCUAUUUGGGGCUUUGCAUUGACUUUGUAUGUAAUUUACUAGUGCAGAUAUUUUCCGUUUGGUGUGAACCCAGCAUUAAAAACUAGCUAGAAAACUAACCUAGAGCGCCAUCUGCUAUUAAAAACUAACCUAGAGCACCACCUGCUGUUAUGUUUAAGUGGAGCACCACAUCAUUUGCUCUAGUUUACUCAUGGGUUGUUUUUCCCCUCAUUCUCUCGAGUUCAAUAAUUGGAGCUUGCGCGGAAGACGUGAUUGAGUCAUUUGGUGUGAACCUAGCAUUAAAAACUAGCUUAAAGCGCCAUCUGCCGUUUUGGUAAUGAGUUGCACCACAUAAUUCACUCUAGAAACGCAAAUGUUUUUCCCCUUGCACAAAGUUCAAUUAUUUGAGCGUGCACAGAAGAUGUGAUUGAGUCGAAUUUCACGAUUCACAGCAAAUGCAUCCCACCUCUAUUUGCGGCUUUGCAUUUACUUGAUAUGUAAUUUACUAGUGCAAAUAUUUGCUGUUUGGUGUGAACCCAGCAUUAAAAACUAGCUAGAGCGCCACCUGUAUUAAAAACUAACCUGGAGCACCACCUGCUGUUAUGUUUAAGUGGAGCACCACAUCAUUUGCUCUAGAUUACUCAUGGGUUGUUGUUCCCCAAUGCAAGUUUUUCACUCGAGUUCAAUAAUUUGAGCUUGCGCGGAAGACGUGAUUGAGUCAUUUGGUGUGAACCCAGCAUUAAAAACUAGCUAGAGCACCAUCUGCUAUUAAAAACUAACCUAGAGUACCACCUGCUGUUAUGAUUAAGUUGAGCACCACAUCAUUUGCUCUAGUUUACUCAUGGGUUGUUGUUCCCUUAUGCAAGUUUUUCACUCGAGUUCAAUAAUUUGAGCUUGCGCGGAAGACGUGAUUGAGUCAUUUGGUGUGAACCCAGCAUUAAAAACUAGCUAGAGCACCAUCUGCUAUUAAAAACUAGCGUAGAGCACCACCUGCUGUUACGUUUAGGUAGAGCACAACAUAAUUUCCUCAGUUUACUCACAGGAUGUUUUUCCCCUCUCACAAAUUUCGUACUCUAGUUCAAUAAUUGAGGCAAAUUCUGUGCGUUCGCUGCAAUCGCGUCACUCAUUCCGCUUCAUGCGCAACGCAGUGCAAUAAUUCACCUCAAUUUGCACCUUCGCAUUGACUUUGCAUGUAAUUUACUUGCGUGAAUAUUUAAUUCGGCUUUUGGAGUGAACUCGGCAUUAAAAACAAUCUAGAGCGCCAUCUGCUGUUGAAAACUAGCCUAGCAUGUCAUCUGUUACUACAAACUAGCCUAAAGCGCUAUCCGCUGCUAAAAACUAGCCUAGAGCAGCACCUGCUGUUAAAAUCUAGCAUAGAGCGGCAUCUGCUGUUAGAAUCUAGCAUAGAGCGCCAUCUGCUGUUAAAAACUAAGCUCAGAAUCGAUUCAAGAGAGAAGAGCGACACAUUUAAAAAUCACGUAAUCGAUUUCUGGAACGAUUUUUCGCUACAGCUCUAUUUUUACCCACUUUAAUGAUUUAUAACAUGUCUUUAAUGUGUCAUUUAAUGUUUGUGAAUGAGUGUUGCACCACAAAGCAAUUUGGUGCACUGCGACAUUACUAAAAACGUCCGUCUUCGUCAAUCGGUGUACUAGCUUUGAGUCUUUUUUCUGUAGUUUGUGUUUACUGUAUUUCACAAAUCGUCUUCAAAUCUACAGGAAACGUUUUAUUAUUGUUUGGCUGCUGAAAGGUUUGGCUACGCGGGAUGUCAGAAGAGUCCUCUGAUAGCACUGGGGUAUCGAUUGAAUGUCUGUGGUAGGAAAGAAGCGCAACCACUAAAAACUCAAUCUCCCAGAAGCCUUUGCUGAAGUGAGCCCUGAGGCAAUUUCUGUUGUUACUGGACAGAGUUUGCUCUUCGAUACAUAUUUAGAGACCAAGAGUGCACAGUAGUGUGAAUGUGUGAGAUUGUGAGUGUUUUAUUUGUUUCAAAUGAAAUGAAAUGUACCUUCUUCUAUCAUGUAGUACUCAAUAACAGUCUUUCAUUCAAGUCUUUUAACUCUCUGUUUGUUUUUCAUGUACAUUACAUAAGCGGAGUAGAUACUGUAUGUAUAGUAAUAUAUUGGGGACUAAGGAAGACUUGUUUUCUAUCAUCUUCUUUCUUAUUUUCCAUAAUAAACAUCGAUUUUGCUGUA